GACAUUAUGUGGGACACUUGGAGUCUUGGACAGGGAUAGUGACCCAGCCAGACAUGACCAAGCUAGCCAAGGCCAUGAAUCAGAGUAUUGCCAGCAGACACCUUGUUGCAGUAGAAGAUACACACGGAAAGAAGAGAAGAAAUGGCAACUCUCACAAGGCGAUUGAAAGCAUUGACGACUAAGUCACCAAAUGAUGUAGUGAUUUUAUCAGCUGUUCGCAGUCCUAUUACACGAGCUUUCAAAGGAGGUUUCAAGGAUGCGUGGCCAGAGGAUAUUCUUGCGCCAGUUAUGGCCGAAUCAGUACGAAGAGCCAAAAUCCAACCCGGAGACGUCCAAGAUGUCCUCAUAGGGAAUGUCCUUGCAGAGCUUGGCUUCGCAAAAACCGGUAGAAUGGCGCUACUACACGCUGGAUUUCCAACAUCAACGACAUUUCACACCGUAAAUCGUCAGUGCUCGAGUAGUCUGCAGGCUUUAACUCAUAUGGCACAUGCUAUACAGGCAGGCCAGUUUGAUGUUGCUCUUGCUGGAGGCGUCGAGAGCAUGUCGAAGAACUAUCAAUCCAGAGGAAUACCCCAAGACGUGGGGCCGAAUUUGCGCAACACCAAGAUCAAAGAAGCUGCGGACUGUCUUAUGCCUAUGGGCAUUACAUCGGAGAAUGUUGCUAGGAGAUAUGGAGUCGACCGUAAGAUGCAGGAUGAAUAUGCGCUGUUGAGUCAUACUCGUGCGAACGAGGCUCUUGCUGCUGGUAGAUUUGAAUCGGAGAUCGUGCCGAUUGAGUAUACAGCGUAUGACAACGAAACUGGGGAAACUUUGCAGGUUCGAGUGGCUGCAGAUGAUACCAUCCGACCAAACGUGACUUUGGAGAAGUUGAACAGGCUCAAACCUGCAUUUUUAGAGGACGGGGGCAGCACUGCUGGAAACUCGUCUCAAAUAUCCGACGGUGCUUCGGCAACAAUCCUAGCCCGCCGCUCAUGGGCCACUGAGCGUGGUCUAAAACCAGUAGCACGAUUCCUCGGAACCCAAGUCGCUGGCUGCGAGCCUGAUGAAAUGGGGAUGGGGCCAGUCUAUGCCAUUCCGCGACUGUAUAAAAAUGUCGGUAUAGAGCAGAAAGAUGUUGGCAUUAUCGAAUUGAACGAGGCGUUUGCAAGCCAGACCCUGGCGUGUAUUGAUAAGCUUGGCUUGGACGUUGAUGAGGUUAAUCCGAAUGGUGGUGCUAUUGCUAUCGGACAUCCGACUGGAGCAACGGGGACAAGACAGCUUGCGACGCUGAUUGCUGAGCUUGGAAGGAGUAGCAAGGAGAUCGGCGUUAUUAGCAUGUGUGCUAGUACUGGGAUAGGUGUUGCAUCCGCCAUUAUCAUGGAAUAGUUGAGCCAGAAAAUCAUUUUCGCAUAGAAUUGUUCUGUUCGCAACUUGUAGCGACCAGUGUUCAUGUAGAUUGAUUGCAAGUAUGACAGGCAGAUUGUUAAGUAGAAAUAAUAAUAAAUAUG
This is a messenger RNA of Fusarium redolens, 1487 nucleotides long. RefSeq names its product Thiolase, N-terminal domain-containing protein. Gene Ontology annotation, cellular component: peroxisome. Gene Ontology annotation, molecular function: acetyl-CoA C-acyltransferase activity. Bases 142 to 1365 code for a protein of 407 amino acids. The record is from RefSeq and is a predicted model, not a curated record. The transcript has 4 exons. Gene Ontology annotation, biological process: fatty acid beta-oxidation; phenylacetate catabolic process. Lineage: Eukaryota; Fungi; Ascomycota; Sordariomycetes; Hypocreales; Nectriaceae.